Molecule: messenger RNA, 1122 nt
Organism: Trichoderma citrinoviride
Lineage: Eukaryota; Fungi; Ascomycota; Sordariomycetes; Hypocreales; Hypocreaceae
Product: oxidoreductase
Exons: 7
Coding region: 1-1122 (373 amino acids)
Molecular function (GO): oxidoreductase activity
Source: RefSeq, a predicted model, not a curated record
AUGAGCCUCUUUCCCCCUCCUCCUGCUCCCGUGAGCCCGCUCAACCGCUACCGCUUGCUCUCGCCAACUGCCUCGGUGAGAGUCAGCCCGCUGUGUUUGGGUGCCAUGAACUUUGGCUCAGCAUGGAAGGACUUCAUGGGAGAUUGCGAUAAGGCAACUUCGGAGGCCAUUUUGGACUUUUUCUACGAACAGGGAGGCAACUUCAUCGACACGGCAAACAAUUACCAGUACGAGGAAUCGGAGGCCAUCAUUGGUGAAUGGAUGAAGAAGCGAGGAAACCGCCAUGAGAUGGUGAUUGCGACAAAGUACACCACCUGCUACAAGCUGGGACCCGCUCGUCCUCAUAUCGCGGCCAACUUCACUGGAAACGGAACCAAAAGCCUUCACGCGUCUGUUGAAGCAAGCUUGCAGAAGCUGCAGACCGACUACAUCGACCUGCUGUACGUGCACUGGUGGGACUAUGCCACCUCGAUUCCCGAGUUGAUGCAGUCCCUGAACGCCCUUGUUGUGUCCGGAAAGGUCCUGUAUCUGGGCAUCAGCGAUGCUCCCGCCUGGGUGGUGAGCAAGGCAAAUGAGUACGCCCGCAACCACGGCUUCCGCCAGUUCUCCGUCUACCAGGGCCGCUGGUCCGCCGCCAACCGCGACUUUGAGCGCGACAUCAUCCCCAUGUGCAGGGACGAGGGCAUGGCCCUGGCCCCCUGGGGCGCCCUCGGCGCCGGCAAGUUCAAGACGGAGGAGCAGCGCAACUCGGAGGUCGGCCGUAAGGUGCAGCUGACCGAGACCGACAUUCAGGUCAGCAAGGUGCUCGAGAAGAUUGCCCUCCGUAAGAACACGGCCCUCACGAGCGUCGCGCUGGCGUACGUGAUGCACAAGACGCCCUACGUCUUCCCCAUCGUCGGCGGCCGCACCAUCGACCACCUCAAGGGCAACAUCGAGGCGCUCACCCUGCAGCUGACCCAGGAGGACAUUGAGGAGAUUGAGAGCGCGUAUCCGUUCGACAUUGGCUUCCCCAACAGCAUGCUGUGGGGAGGUAAAGAGCCCGCUGCGUCGCCGCAGAAGAUUUGGCUCUUUGAAGCUGCUGCCCACUUUGAAUAUGUCCCCCUCACCAAGGUAUGUGCUUGA